UGAAUCAAUCGACAGAUGAUGCACAGCCCCUGUUAGCAAAUACGGUCAUUCACCUUCUUGUUUUGGGGCGACGAUGGCGAGCAGCAGCUGCAGAUUUCUUUUCAAAAAUGGCUCGAUUCCAAAUUUGGCAGAAAACCCAUCAGUAACAACCUUACUUGAAGCCCACCAAGGCGCAUACACAACUACUAGGACUCACAAUGGUGGUUCAAAGCUGUUGUUUUGGUAAAUGCAUAUGAGCAGACUCUCCAGUUCUCUAAGAAUUCUCUUGAACUCCAAUCCUGAACUUUUAUUCAACUCAAAAACAUGUAGAGUGCCUAUUUCCUUGGUAUCAACAAAACCAACUAUUUGGGACUCAUUGGUUCAAUCUCUUGUGGAUGAUUCAAUGAGAAAAGCUCUGCCUUUUGUCUUGGAACAAAAAAGAAGCGGGGAAGAAUUGGCAAUUACAUGUCUUGUCAGUGGAAAUGUUGAUAGUUUGGAGGAACUUGAGGGUGAUGAGGGCAUAUUUUGUAAAGCUUUUGAUGUAUACGUCCAUGUUGGUUCCUAUGUUCCUGCUCUCUUUGGUAUCCAUGAAAAUGCAGCACGUUUGGCAGUUGUAGGGCGUGGAAGGCGCACAGCGAAUGCCAAAUACUCAGACUGGGUUAGGCAAAGGAAACAAUUAGA
This is a messenger RNA of Capsicum annuum, 660 nucleotides long. RefSeq lists its product as uncharacterized. The record is from RefSeq and is a predicted model, not a curated record. Lineage: Eukaryota; Viridiplantae; Streptophyta; Magnoliopsida; Solanales; Solanaceae. Gene Ontology annotation, molecular function: catalytic activity.